AUGUGGCAGCGCGGCAUUAAUUACAACGCAGUGCCUAAACUGGAUCACCCCCACGACCAUCUACGGAGGAGCGCAGCUCGUUUUACGACCUAUCAAGCCUUCUGCUCAACAAGUGAACUACCCGUCAUGGAGCAGGUCAUUUUUAGCGAACAGAACUCCCAAUGUGUAGCGAAAAUAUCCAAAAUCGACACUGCUUUACAUGCUAAGGAAACUGGAGAAUCCAUCACGUCAAACAGCCAGCAAUACAAAUCAUUAAUACAAAAAUAUAACAGCCUGGAUCCUCGAGAGCACUAUAAGCUAGGAGAAAUUUGCCACAGCCAGUACUACCAACGAUUGCAGCUCAUUGACAUAGAUAACGCAAUCACAUACAUGUCCAGAGCAAUCACCUUCACCUCCGACUACGACCCAAGCUUUCCAGAUGUACUCGGUAAAUUAGCAGCAUACCAUAGCGAUCGAUUCCAGAAGCUAGGGGAGCAAGUGGAUAAUGAUAAGACCGUGGAGUAUUUGUCCCGUUCGAUUGCAUUAACCCCCGCCGACGAUCCAAACUUGCUACAACAACUCAACAACCUACUUGUUUCUCUUAACAAACGAUUGACACGUCUAGGUGAAACCAACGAUAUCGAAAAACUGAUUGAGCACACGCGCUAUAUGGUUGCAUUGACUCCUGAUGGUGAUCCUUGGCUACCGGCACGAUUGACAACGCUAGCGGAAUCUUACAAGAAACGGUACACGCGUCUCGGAGAGUCGGUUGACAUCAACAAAUCAAUUGAAUACCAGACGCGUGCAGUGAGAUUGACUUCUGAUAAUCACCCACUCUUUUUGGACGGGCUCACUAACUUGGGAGUAUUCUACCGUAACCGUUAUGAACUAUAUGCUAACCCAGACGACCUUGCAAAUGCAAUGGAGUAUGCAACACGUUCGGUCGCAUUAACCCCUAGUAAUCAUCUAGCCUUGCCUGAGCGACUCGCUAAUCUAGGAAUGUGCUAUGGCAUUCGAUUUAAGCGCAAGGGAGAGCUUGUCGAUAACGACAAGGCAAUCGAACAUAUGAACCAUGCAGUUUCACUGGCUCCUAAUGAUUUCCCAGACUUACCUGGCCUAUUCAUCAACUUGGGCGUAGUUUACGGUGCACGUUUCAAUCGUCUAGGUGAACUUGGUGAUCUGGACAAAGCAAUCGAAUCCGAAGUUCGUGCGGUCGCGCUAACUCCAGAUGGACACCCGCGCUUGCCGGAACGACUCGCUAACCUAGGCGUGUCUUACAGUGAUCGAUUCGAGCGUCUGACCGAAUCAGGUGACAUUGAUAAAGCCAUAAAGCUCAAGUCUCGUGCAAUUGCAUUGACUCCGGACAAUGAUCCACAGCUGCCAUACCGGCUUGGGGUCCUUGGGGUAUCUUACCACGAUCGAUUCAGCCACCAGGGAAGCCAAGAAGACCUCGACAACGCAAUCGAGUAUAAAGCUCGUGCAGUCGAACUGACUCCUGACGGCCAUUCGGAGUUAUCAGGACGACUUGCCUCACUGGGAGCAUCUUAUGGAGAGCGAUUCAAGCUUCUGAAGGAGCUAAGCGACAUCGAAAAAUCGAUCGAGUACCUAUCUCGUGCAGUUAUAAUGACCCCGGAAGACGACCCACACCUUCUGGACCGACACCUAAAUCUAGGCAUAGCCUACAACAUUCGAUGCCGGAGUGUUGGCCGUGUAGUCGAUCUCGAAAAGGCAAUUGAGCAUACGUCCCAUGCACUUGCCCUCGCUCCCGAAGACCAUCCAAAAUUUCCUGUUGUACAUCAUCUUUUAGCGGUGCUCUGUGUAUCGGAGUACCGAGUUACGGAUAACUCUUUGCGCUUGCAAGAUGCGCUGUGUUCAUAUCGGAAGGCUUCCCAAUCACAGGCUGGAUCACCGCGUGGCAGGUUUGGCAUCGCACUCGAAUGGGCACACGACGCUUGUAUCUAUAGCUCGCUUAACGUGAUUGAGGCAUACCAAACUGCGAUCGACAUACUGCCACAGUACAUCUGGCUCGGGGCCACUACUGAUCGACGUUAUAGAGACCUGGAGGGGAUCAAAACGUUGCCUGCAAAGGCGGCCUCUGCUGCAAUUGCCGCUUCGAACUAUGAGUUGGCACUCGAGUGGCUAGAGCAUGCGCGAUGUGUGGUGUGGAAUCAAAGUCUGAUGCUCCGAUCACCGCUUGAUGAGCUUCGUUCUUCUAAUCAAACAUUAGCGGAUCGUCUGCAAGAAGUCACAAAUCAGCUGUACUUCGCCAGUUCCCGGCCACGAGUUUUUCCGAAAGCACCCGCCAACUCACUUGCCCUGGAACAAGCCAGCCAGCAACAUCGUCGCCUGGCUGAAGAAUACAACAGGCUAAUGGUUCAGGUACGCAAGAUCCCCGGAUUUGAUGAUUUCCUUCGGCCAAUAAAGGCGGAUGGCCUUUUCCGUGCUGCUCGAAACGGGCCUAUCGUGGUGAUUAAUUGCUACCGCAAACAAUGUGAUGCACUUAUCAUCAUUCCUGGACAAACAAAUAUCAACCAUAUUCCACUCUCUAGCUUUACUGAGGAGGAGGUCAUCCACGCACGCUCCUCAAUAAAAUCGUCAUUAUGGCAUAGGGGGCUCAGAGAGCGAGGAUUCAAAGUUAAGCCAGUAGAGGAACAUAUGUAUGAAGGAAAUAUUCAGGAUACAUUGGCGGCCCUUUGGAAUGGCAUAGUCAAGCCAGUGCUUGAAUUUCUAGGAUACUUGAACGAUAACUCAACAAACAGGCUACCGCACAUAACCUGGUGUCCCACCGGCAUAGUCUCAUUCCUGCCCUUGCACGCGGCUGGAGACUAUAACCAACCACGAUCCCGGUUCUUCGACUACGCUGUGUCUUCGUAUACUCCUACACUUAAAGCACUUCUCACUUCCACUCCUAGCACACUGUGCUCCGACUCUCGAGUACUCGCGAUCAGCCAGGAGUUUACAUCAGGCUGUAGUGCAUUGCCUGGCACCGCUAAGGAGUUAAAACACUUACAUAGCCAUACAAAAAAUAAAGUCAAAUACACACAGCUCGUGGACGAGGGGGCAACUACGACUGCUGUCCUUGAUGCGAUGGAGCAACAUGAUUGGAUUCACCUUGCAUGCCACGCUCAUCAAAAUCUUGCUGAUCCGACUAAAAGUGGCUUUUUCCUAUAUGAUGGUACUCUUGACCUAUCCUCUAUCAAUCGACGGUCGUUUAAAAAUAAAGGUUUAGCGUUCCUAUCAGCUUGCCAGACCGCGAUGGGAGACGAGCAACUACCUGAUGAAGCCGUACAUCUUGCAUCAGGCAUGCUAACGGCUGGGUACCCUAGUGUGAUUGCGACAAUGUGGUCGGUGAAAGAUGACGAUGCACCGCUCGUGGCUGAUAAAGUAUAUGACCAGCUAAUGAAGGGAGGAAAAAUUGGAAACGGCGAGGCUGGAACUGCGCUGCAUCACGCUGUUGCUGCACUGCGCGAGAAGAUCGGGGAGAAUGAAUUUGAACGCUGGGUGCCCUAUAUUCACAUAGGCUCGUGA
This is a messenger RNA of Rhizoctonia solani, 3507 nucleotides long. Its product is annotated as CHAT domain protein. The coding region runs from base 1 to 3507 and encodes 1168 amino acids. Gene Ontology annotation, molecular function: protein binding. The transcript has 6 exons. The record is from RefSeq and is a predicted model, not a curated record. NCBI's taxonomy places the organism in Eukaryota, Fungi, Basidiomycota, Agaricomycetes, Cantharellales, Ceratobasidiaceae.